AUUUUAUUCUUCUUUCAAAUAGAUAUAAUAAUGGAGAAAGACCCUUCAACUACCUCAGAACAAAUCAAGAAGCCUAGAAAACGUUUUGUUGGUCGUGCUAAGAAAAAUGCCAACAUAGCAAAUAACGAGGCUGGCGCUAUUGAAGAUGGCGCUGUGGGUUUUGCAAGAGCACCAAGAGCACGUAGUGGUCGAGUUGCUAAUCAAGUGCCUGAUGAGAUUUUGAAUGAUCCUUUACUAAAUAAAGCAAUUGAAGCAAUCCCUUCAAAUUACAACUUUGAAAUCCAUAAAACUGUUUGGAGAGUAAGAAAGUCUAAUGCUAAACGAGUUGCUCUUCAGUUACCAGAAGGUCUUUUAAUGUUUGCUUGUCUAAUUGCAGAUAUUCUUGAAGUCUUUUGUAAUGCUGAAACUUUAAUUAUGGGAGAUGUCACAUAUGGCGCUUGUUGUGUUGACGAUUAUACAGCUCGAGCUCUUGGAUGUGAUUUCUUAGUUCAUUAUGGUCAUAGUUGUUUAGUGCCAGUUGAUGUAACUACUAUUGAAACACUAUACGUAUUUGUGGAUAUUGGAAUUGAUACGCAACACUUUAUUAAUACAGUAAAGAAAAAUUUUGAAAAAGGAAAAAGACUUUGUUUAGUGGGUACAAUUCAAUUUGCAGCUGCUUUACAAGCAUCUAAGGUACCUUUAGAAGAAGAUUUUUCAGUUAUUAUUCCACAAUCGAAGCCAUUAUCACCAGGUGAAAUUUUGGGAUGUACAUCACCCAAGCUAACAGAUGUUGAUUAUAUUGUAUGUAUUGGUGAUGGUCGAUUUCAUUUAGAAUCUAUUAUGAUUCAUAAUCCUGACAUACCAGCUUUCCAAUAUAAUCCUUAUGGUAAAACAUUUACUAGAGAAAGAUAUGAUCAUAACGAAAUGCACUCACUUCGCAAGCAUGCUAUUUCACAAGCAAAAGAAGCCAAGAAAUAUGGUCUUGUAUUGGGAACGCUAGGCCGACAGGGUAAACCACAAAUUUUAGAAUAUCUUGAACAAGCUAUUAAAGAGCAAGGAAAAGAUUCAGUUAAUGUAUUGUUAUCUGAAAUUUUUCCUGGUAAAUUAGAACAAUUCCAAGAUGUGGAUGCUUGGAUUCAAAUUGCAUGUCCCAGACUUUCUAUCGAUUGGGGAUAUGCGUUCCCCAAACCUUUACUCACACCUUAUGAAGCUUCUGUUGCACUUGGAAAAAGUACUUGGCAAGAAGUGUAUCCUAUGGAUUUUUAUGCUAAUGAUAGCUUAGGACCAUGGACUCCUAAUCAUGGUAGAGGCGCACCACGAAAGAGAAGAACAGCAUUAUCACAAAAUUAAAAUGAAAGAAAAAAAAGUAAUACAAUUUGUAUAUAUGUAUUAAAAUAAAUAGAGACUAUUUGUAUAAAA
Cokeromyces recurvatus is the source of this 1398-nucleotide messenger RNA. Its product is annotated as putative diphthamide synthesis protein-domain-containing protein. Bases 31 to 1329 code for a protein of 432 amino acids. Gene Ontology annotation, molecular function: 2-(3-amino-3-carboxypropyl)histidine synthase activity. The record is from RefSeq and is a predicted model, not a curated record. The transcript has 7 exons. NCBI's taxonomy places the organism in Eukaryota, Fungi, Mucoromycota, Mucoromycetes, Mucorales, Mucoraceae. Gene Ontology annotation, biological process: protein histidyl modification to diphthamide.